Messenger RNA from Colletotrichum higginsianum IMI 349063, 1371 nucleotides. RefSeq names its product putative Salicylate hydroxylase. The transcript has 8 exons. The record is from RefSeq and is a predicted model, not a curated record. Gene Ontology annotation, molecular function: FAD binding; monooxygenase activity. Bases 1 to 1371 code for a protein of 456 amino acids. Lineage: Eukaryota; Fungi; Ascomycota; Sordariomycetes; Glomerellales; Glomerellaceae.
AUGAAUCCAAUGAGAUCCCGCAAACGACGGUCUCUGGAACUAGAGACUCGGGGGGGGAAGCUGCGGAUCGGCAUCGUGGGCGCCGGUAUUGGUGGUUUGAUGGCGGCCGUAGCGCUGCUGGAGAGCGGCCACGACGUCGAAAUCUAUGAAAAGUCUCGGUUCAAGAGCGAGGUCGGAGCCGCCAUCUGCACGCCUCCCAACUCGUCCCGCAUCCUGGCGCACUACGGCUUCGACUUUGAGCAAGCCAGGGCCACAACCUCGGAAGACUCCAUAUACUUCACCGACCCUUCCGACCUCGGACAGAAACGGGUGGUGCCGUGCGCCGACUUCACGCCCAAGUACGGCGCCCCUUUCUGCUUCUUCCACCGCGUGGACCUGCACAGCGAGCUGAGGAGGCUGGCGACGGAGCCGACGGACAAGAGGCCGCGGUCCGCCCGUCUCCACCUCGGCACGUCCGUGACCGGCGUCGAUGAUGACGGGACGCUCUGGUUCGAAGACGGCACGAGCGUCCGGAAGGACCUCGUGGUUGCGGCCGACGGUAUCCGGUCCGCGUUCGUGUCUCGCGUCGUGGAGGAGGCACCUCGGGCGCAGCACCACAUGUCCAUCAUGCGCUACCUGGUCCCCUCCGAAACCGUGCUGGCCGACCCGGAGGUUGCUGGCUUCUUCGUCGACGGCCUGAAGUCGCUCCGGGUGGUUGAUAACGUCGACAAGCGUGUCAUCAUCUACGGCUGCCGAGGGGGAUCCCUCCAGAACAUCGGACUCAUCUACCCUCCACGGCUUGGCAUGGACGCCGCUGGUACGUCGAACCUUGCUCGCCCCCCGGCCGUGAAAUGCCUGUUCGUCGCUCACUCAUCUUUCUCUCCUUCUUCUCGCGCAGGAAACGACAUAUCCGAGAGCGAGGGCUUUGCCAGCAAGGUCAUGGCCGAAUUCCCCGAGACGAUCCAGUCUAUCUGUCGUGAAGCAAAGGACGUCGGUCAGUGGCAGCUCUUCACGCGGGCGCCGCUCGAGAGGCUCGCCCGUGGCCGCGUGGUUCUCAUCGGAGACGCAGCACACCCUAUGCCUCCCCUACGCGCACAGGGCGCGUCGAUGGCGAUCGAAGACGCGGCCGCGCUCGGCGUGCUCCUCUCCCAGGUCGAGUCGGCGGACGAGGUCCCGGCUCGGAUGGACAUGUUCAACAAGCUCAGGUGGUGUCGCGUCGCGGCGACGCAGUUACUGUCGUCGGAGCACAGGUGGGACCCGUCUCAGCUCUCCGCGGAGCAGCGCGGGUAUUUCAGCGGCGAUGUUCCCCACACCGAAGAUGACGUGGAGAAGUACAGUUAUGAGUACGACGUCAUCCGCGAUGCGCUUGAGCUUCUGAAGGAGGAUCGCUGA